This is a messenger RNA of Coprinopsis cinerea okayama7#130, 1389 nucleotides long. Its product is annotated as basidiospore development protein. NCBI's taxonomy places the organism in Eukaryota, Fungi, Basidiomycota, Agaricomycetes, Agaricales, Psathyrellaceae. Bases 1 to 1389 code for a protein of 462 amino acids. The transcript has 5 exons. The record is from RefSeq and is a predicted model, not a curated record.
AUGAGGGUACUAUUACACGACACCCAGAUGAACCUGGAGAAAUUCUCUGGUCACGUCGAGGCUCUGAUCUCAAACGUGAAAGAAACAAGCCAGGAACUCAGGAAAACGAGUUCUACGUUUGAACAGGAACACGAUAAGCUCUUAGGCGACAUUAUAGAUCUAGUUAACAGGAGUCAGAAACAGCUGCAGAGCUCAAUUGGAAGUCCAGCUCAGAGCGCAGCGCUGGAUGCGUUUAUGAACAAAGUCGAGCUGAGGCUUGAGAGCCUUGAUCAGCGCUUGGAUGCGAUGCAAGCGUUCAACCAAACCCAUUCGCAAGCGCUUCAGACCCAGAUUCAGGCAAUUCAGAACCUACAGGCCCAGCAGAACCUCAUUCUGAACGCCGUGACACCCUUGCUUCCUCUCUUGCAGUCACUGCCUCCUCGGCUCGCACCAUCGACGUCCCUGGCGAAUCCUUCUCAAACCCAGAGAACGGAUGCUUCAUCUCAGACCAUCAUCGAGAAACGCCAACCGUCCUAUCAUCAAGAAACGUUGCGAAAACGACAACGCGUCGAUUCCGAUAUCCAGGAAAUAUCCCCGCCCAAGCCACUCCCAGGUUCUGCUCAGAAGAAACGACGCAUAGAGUCACCAAGGAGCGUUCAGAAGCCUUCGUUAGAGCUUACGCAGCGCCUUUUUCCCAGUUCAUCUCCGGACCUCAUCAAGUAUUCGACAGAUUCUGAAGGUCCUUCCACCAAACCCCAGGUGAACGAAAGGUCUGCGCCACUUGUCACACCCCGACGCCCUCUCCAAGAUUUGUUCCCGUUCCCGCCAGGCUCCAAUCAGCGCUCGGUAUCGAAGAGACCCAUGCCACCUUCGUCCACCCGCCUCGUGGGCCCUGGGAAAUCAGCAACACCAGGACCCUCAAGGGUAGGAGCAGAAGAAUCGAGGGCCGCAUUGGCACGACGACCUUUAAUCAAACCCCUUGCCAUCGCCCCGCUCGCUUUCUCCUCCACUUCCAAGACUCCGGUGCAUAUAUCCAACUUUACACCCAAGCCUGUUACACCUUCUCUAAGAAACGCGGUUGCUGGAGAAGGGAGGGCGCUCAAAAUUGCUCAGACCCCGCAAGUCUUGAAAAAUGAACGUAUGACUUCGCAAGCUGCGAAGAAUACGACCAUGCCUCCCCCGGCGGGUAUGGUGUCUCUGAGCCGUAGCUCGACCAUCACAACAGCAACGGCAACAAAGCCCACGAGCAAUACACCACGUUUUGGGCCAGAAGCUAAUAAGCCGCUGCUCCUUCGCGCACCAACCAACAACGGUCCCCGUCCUCUCCAGGAACGAAUGAAGGAACCUGUUCGCGAAGGAAGACGCUUCAUCCCGUUGGUGGAUACAGAUGAUGAAGACGAUAGCGACUGA